UUUUCGUACUUAAAGUUGUAUUGAAAUUAAUUAUAUCAGAGUAUCUAGAAUUAGCACCUUUACCUGGUGCUAAAUUAAAUUUAUUGAAACAAAGCACUUUUAUAUUGUGUUACUUGACAUGAAAAAUUUCAUUUCCUGUAGGUUUUAUCGUCUUUAAAUAUGACGACAAUCAUAUAUUUUACUGGAUUUAUUCUUAUUCUCGGCGUAUCGCUCACUUUUGGUAAACCUUUGUUGGAUGAGAGAAAUGAGAAAGAAAAGUCUUUGGGAAAAUUUGCUGCCGAAACUGCUGUGAAUGAAGACAUGAAUCACUCUAAUGAAGAGGAGGAGUCUAAUAGCGGGGAAACUGAUGAGAUAGACAAAUAUGAUGAUUAUAGUGGUGAUGGUAAUGAUGAGGUGCAAUCAGAUGAUAAGAAACAAUCAAACAAAAAGGAAAAAUCUAAGUACGAUGAUGAAGGGAGUGGUGAAUCUGAAGAAAGUGAUGAAUCUGAACAAAGUGGUGAAUCUGAAGAAAGUGAUGAAUCUGAACAAAGUGGUGAAUCUGAACAAAGUGGUGAAUCUGAACAAAGUGGUGAAUCUGAACAAAGUGGUGAAUCUGAACAAAGUGGUGAAUCUGAACAAAGUGGUGAAUCUGAACAAAGUGGUGAAUCUGAAGAAAAUGAUGAAUUAGAUGAGAGUGAAAAAUCUGAGAAAGGGGAUAAAUCAGAAAAGAAAGAUGAACUCGACAAAAAGAAUGAUGAAAAAAAUGAAGACAAUAAAGAAAAAAGUAAAAAAUAUGCUGUAAAGAAUAAAGAAUCUGAGAAGGACGAAUCAAGGAAAUGACGAAGAACAUGGAAAAUCUGAUGAUAAAUCUCAAAAAUACAUAGAUUUAUGUGCUGUCUAACUUCAGCAAUUUCGAAUGGGAAAGGAAAAAUACAACGUCCAUUGUUUUUAUUUACAAUGAAAUAAGAAAAUAAACUGUGAGACGAUUUUACAUCGAACUCUGUUUUAAUUUUGCUUCUACAAGAGAUUACUGUUUGCUCUUUUUCUGUAUUUUUGUUCCAGUAAAAUCAUAGCCUGUUUUGCUGCCAA
Molecule: messenger RNA, 1068 nt
Organism: Xenia sp. Carnegie-2017
Lineage: Eukaryota; Metazoa; Cnidaria; Anthozoa; Malacalcyonacea; Xeniidae
Product: processed variable antigen-like
Exons: 2
Coding region: 160-819 (219 amino acids)
Source: RefSeq, a predicted model, not a curated record